UUCAAAGCAGAAUCAGGUCUUCCAGCUACUGCAGAGUUGUCCUACAGGGCAGACUCAGGAAGUAUCGUGCAAGUUUAGUUGAGCCAGAAGUUGAGCUGGAAAUGCCCAGCUUUUCACCUGGGCUUUCAGAAUCGGAAGAUUAGGGCGUUGAUACCCUUCGUCCUGCUGCCUUAAGGAAAUCUCAGCGGGCAGUUGUACAUUCUGAUGAUGACGAGUUGCCCCCAGCAGCUACACAAUGCCAGGCCAGAAAACGGAAGCGCCCAUCAAUGUCAGAUUCAGAGUCGGACUCGGAUGAUGAAAGACUUAAGAAGCAACCGCGUGCAGAUGAUCCGCAAGCGGUCGAGGAACUGAGAAGACAGCGGCGCCAAGCUGUGAAGGCGGCAGCUGAAACGGCAAGGGCAAAGGCAAAGAAGCCUUCGACAAAGCGUAAACAACGUAGAGUGGAAGAGUUUUUAGCAGCCAAGAAGCAACGCAGGCAAAAGCUUGCCAGACAGGAUAAGGAAGCAUGCCUGCGAAAGGCGAGGCAGGAUCGCCAGUUCAAAAGCUUUCCUUACGAGAAGGAUCACAUUGAAGAAGCAACAAUGCAAAACUACAAAGCAGGCCCAAAGGCUUAUCAGAAGUUCUUCCUGCAGAGAGACGGCGUUCGCUGGGCUGACAUCACUGCAGAGGGCAUCCGCACUUUCUUUCGAGAGACGACAUGCCAUAAGCCACCCACUCUCGACAAGUACGCCAGGGGUCUUCAGUGGCAUUUGUACCAUCAGUGGGAGCGACUGAAGACUGAGAAGAAAGACACCGCCCGGAGGCGCCAAGAGGACCAGCUGGACAAGCACGACGAGCUCACGGACCACCUCUCACCUGAGGACUGGGAGCUCUUCAACAAGACUCAGCUAGAGAAUGCUUCCUUGUCCAAGGAGGAGCUCCGUGGCACAGGAAUCACAGCAGUCGGGUCCCUCCAGGCAUGGGCGGACAACCUGGCGCUUUUCAGCUGCAUCAUCCGGAGCAAGACCACGCGUGAGAUGCAAUGGUCCGACCAAGCAGCGCGUAUUGAACCCAUGGUCGAGGUGAAUAUUGCUCACAACGAGAACGGACGAAUUGAAAUACACUCAGUCCUCCGGCACAAGAAUCCUCUGUUCGACUCCCGCUUCGCGCGCUCGUGUCACCUUUUCUACCUCUGGGAGAAGAAGCGGAAGAAGAUAUUGAAGGCCGGUGACAAGUCCUGGCAAAGGGAAAUGAUCUCCCCCGGUUCCAAGAAUCCCUUGAAAGGCCGCUGCGCGGCAACCCAGGCCCGUUACAUCCGGUCUGUUCAGAAUCGGCUAAGCAUCCGCUCCAGAAAGGUGACGCACUUUGGGCGGAAGCAGGGUAUCAAAUGGCUGAUGAAGUCGGGAAUACCGAUGGCUGACGUUCAGAAGGCUGCCAAAUUUGCCCAACAGAUGAACAAGCACUUCAACAUGUCGUACGCGGACGACACGCCGCUCACGGUGCAAGUCGCAAUGGCGGGCUUUCCUGAGGAGGCCCGGGUCAGCAACUUCUCGGACGGGUAUCGGAUCCCCCGAGAGCACGCCAAGGUGGACGAGAAGGCUGUCCAAGAGCUCUUGAAGGAUCUUUGUCCGUGGAUAGACAGGGAGUACAACAAGGCCAAGAAGAGAAACGAAAGAGCACGCUUGAAAGCGGGGCGAGACCUUACGGAGGAGGGUGUGCUCCGGUUCCUUCAAGAGAGCAAGCGGCUCUUCUUGGAGGACGCCGCCUACAUGCAGGACGAGUUCCCCGACCUGCCCAUCUACGAGUUGAAGGUUUUCCAGUCACCGCACUGGGAUUCGUUCAAGAAGGCCAUCCUUGCAGCCGAAGCGGAUCCGGAGAGCUUUCUGCCACCAAGGAAAGACCUGCCGUCGCGCAUCCUCGAGGUGGUCAGCAUCCUGAGCAACGAGUUAGCUGCUGUGAAGGAGGCAGUCCACAAUGUGGGCGGUCAAGUGCAGCGCGGGGCUGCAGGGUCGGCCUACAGGUUGUCGGCGUUCGUCAGCUGAUCGAGGGAGGAUUAGCGACGCGAACAGAACCUGUUCCGACGGUUGACGCCAACGUGGAGAGCGCGACGCUCGGGGUGGAAGGAACCUUGAGAGCAGAGAACGAGCGUCUGCAACGAGAGGCGCGACUACAUCGGGCAGAGA
Messenger RNA from Klebsormidium nitens, 2162 nucleotides. The record is from the annotation of a GenBank genome assembly. NCBI's taxonomy places the organism in Eukaryota, Viridiplantae, Streptophyta, Klebsormidiophyceae, Klebsormidiales, Klebsormidiaceae.